This is a messenger RNA of Armigeres subalbatus, 1059 nucleotides long. RefSeq names its product CD63 antigen-like. Gene Ontology annotation, cellular component: plasma membrane. NCBI's taxonomy places the organism in Eukaryota, Metazoa, Arthropoda, Insecta, Diptera, Culicidae. The transcript has 5 exons. The record is from RefSeq and is a predicted model, not a curated record. The coding region runs from base 145 to 984 and encodes 279 amino acids.
CGUUUCAACAUUUUCAUUUCUGUAAUCUAUACCAUUUCGUCAACGUUCACCAGCCGACAGUUGCUGCAAGCUAGCUGAACGCGAUAGGUUAAUUGGUGUACGCGAUUUGGAAGGAAAAUCAACUUGUUUCGUUGUGAAGGCAUCAUGCUAUUCACCGGAUAUCAACCGCAGACCGGAAGUUGGUCGAUGAAGUGGAUCAAAUUUUUCCUCUUCAUGACCAAUGUGAUGUUCGUUUUUGUCGGGGUACUCGUGAUAUCGACCGGAGCCGCAGUGAAGUCAGUCUACAGCGACUUUACCGCAUUUGUUGAUGAGCAAUUCUAUUCCCCAGCUUGCAUGUUUAUCAUAGUGGGCGUAAUAACGGUUUCAAUAGCCAUGUUUGGUUUCAUCGGAACUAUCAGAGAGAGUUCGCUGCUAAUCAAUAUUUAUUGUGGAUUACUUUCGGUUGUAUUUCUGCUAGAAGUGACGGCAACGCUGGUUGGAGUGCAUCACCGUCAUGAGGUGGAUGGGAUUUUGAAACAAAGCUUGAACAGUUCCCUGCAGAGAUACCCAUGGAAUAGUCAUAUUCAGAAAUCGGUGGAUUUCAUGCAGAUUCAGUUGGAAUGCUGCGGGGUCCAUAACUACCAUGACUGGGAAGAUGUAUUUGCUGUGGUAGAUCUCGAUAAUGGAGAUUUAGUUGCUGAACUACCAGCGUCGUGCUGCCGAGAGUAUCAAGAUGGAGACUGCGUUCCACACGCUAUCGGCUGCUUUCCGAAGAUGUACGCUCUGCUGAGGCAUUGCUCGAAAACAGUAUUCAGCGGACUGUUAUUGGUAGCAGCGGUACAGAUAUUGGCGGCUAUGUUUGCUUUCAUACUCGGAAAACGGAUAAGACUGGUCAAAACGCGGUCGUCGUUGGAUGCUCUCAAAUACACAGCAACCGUCGGAGCUUUCGAUUACCGAAGGCUUGCAGAACUUUCCAUAGAGAAAUCAAAAAGUCCAAAAAUGUAGAAUUACGUUAAAUUAGAUAUUAAAUAUACUAUUCAUUGACUGUAAAUACGCAAUAAUAAAUUUUUCAAAUCACAA